Trichophyton verrucosum HKI 0517 is the source of this 1062-nucleotide messenger RNA. RefSeq lists its product as uncharacterized. Bases 1 to 1062 code for a protein of 353 amino acids. The record is from RefSeq and is a predicted model, not a curated record. Gene Ontology annotation, biological process: protein dephosphorylation. NCBI's taxonomy places the organism in Eukaryota, Fungi, Ascomycota, Eurotiomycetes, Onygenales, Arthrodermataceae. Gene Ontology annotation, molecular function: protein tyrosine phosphatase activity. The transcript is spliced from 3 exons.
AUGGAGCGACAUCGAAGGGCUGCCGGUGCGCUGUCUCAGGAUCCUGCUCAUAAAUGGACACUUGACACAAGCCCACAGGUAAAAGCUCGAAACCGCUACGGUGAUGUGCAAGCCUGGGAAAACUGCAGAGUCCAUCUCAAGGUCCCCGCUGGGGAGUGUGAUUUCAUCAAUGCUUCUCCCAUAGUACUCAAGGACCCCGAGACAGACGGCGAGUACAAAUAUAUUGCAAGUCAGGGCCCAAAACGAGACCGGCUUGCUGAUUUCUGGAACAUGAUAUAUCACGAGGCCGGUGAAGUUGCUGUUUUGGUUAUGCUCACUCAAACAGUAGAAUCCGGAAAGGAGAAAUGCGCCCAGUAUUUCCCACAGGAUAUGGAGAAUCCUACUUUUGAAUUCUCCUCUCACAGCACCACCGAACCCCCGGCUGCUCAUUUUUCUGGCUCAGUUACCCUGUUGAAUACAAUUUACGAUGAAUCAAUACGCUCAAACGUCAGUGAACUUGAGCUCCGUGUCGGAUCGAAUACCAAAACAGUGUGGCAUUUCCUCUUUGCUGGUGCUGGCGUGGGAAGGACCGGAACAUUCAUUGCUCUCGACCACCUACUUCGACAGCUACAGUCCGGACAACUCUUGAAAGCAGAUGACAAGUCUGCAGAUGCUGUUUUCAACACUGUCAAUAGACUGCGGGAGCAGCGGAUGCUGAUGGUCUACAAUGCAUUUCAGUAUCAAUUCAUCUAUGAUGUCUUGAAGGAGCAAACUCAGAUUAAGUUGGGAAUCCAGUCUGCUCCGAUCGAGCCUCGUCCGCAAAAAAUAGCGAAACCUGACGACGGAAUGUUCAAGCCCGAACUGGUUGCUCUGAGUCCGGCGGAUAUCGGCUCUGCAGCUGAGCCUGACGACCCCGAAAGUGAAAAUAAUGAAGCCAAAGAUGUGGGAAGGGACAAAGAAAGCAAGGGGGACAAGGAAAACAAUGACAAUCACGAAGCCGACGACGAUGACGACGACGAAGACGAAGACGAUGAAGACGAUGAAAAUGACAACGACAAAGCUGAAGAUGAAGAUGAAAGCUGA